AUGAGCUCUUUCCUCAUGAACGGUGGAUAUCAACCACAGCCCGAUCCAAAAUUCCCUCCCUCUGAAGAAUACAGCCAAGCAGACUAUAUACCACCUGGAGAAUACUAUCAACAUCAGCAUCUUCAAUAUGGGUAUCAACAUCAGUAUCCGGUCCAAAUUGGUACAGGAUAUGGGUAUGGAGGCUACUACCAUCCGAUACCACAACAUCCACCUGUGGCACCACCUCCAAGACCACCCGAACCAUCUCAUCCGUCUGAUGCAGACCAUGGAUACAUACCAUCACAUAAUGAUGCUACACCGGGUUUGGCCGAACUUGGGCUACGGUUAGAGAGACAUAUAGAAGAAGCUGCCCCAGCUGGUAGAAAGCUUCAAGCUUUAGGCCGUGAGGGAUCUCCAGCAUCAGAAAUGGAUGAUGAGAGGUUGUUACUAGACAGUCCGCCCGUCGAAGAUGACGACUCUUCGAUAUGCUCUGAUAACACAGACAGAGUUAUUUAUCCGUGGAUGAAAAAAAUACACGUCGCUGGCGCGUCAAAUGGGAGCUUUCAACCUGGAAUGGAACCAAAACGACAGCGGACAGCGUACACUAGGCACCAAAUAUUAGAAUUGGAGAAAGAAUUCCAUUACAAUAGGUACCUUACUAGGAGAAGACGAAUAGAAAUAGCCCACACUCUAGUCCUGUCAGAGAGACAAAUAAAAAUCUGGUUCCAAAACAGACGAAUGAAAUGGAAAAAGGACAAUAAAUUACCGAAUACCAAAAACGUUAGAAGAAAAACGAAUCCGGCCGGCGUCACCACGACCACGACUAAAGGAGCCACACCAAAGAGUAGAUCAAAUAAGCAUACGAAUAAUAACGAUAAGAAGAAAUCAAACAACAACGGUCGACCAGAUAGUAUAGAGAAUGUAACUGACAAUAUAAUGAAUGAACUACAUUGUGUUGGUUCUCAGCAGAGUAUGUCUCACGAUCCGGCAAUCAGUCCCAUGUCGCAUCCAGGCAACCAGAUGAAUCCUGGACAUCCUAUGACGGCGCAUCAUUUACAUAUGAUGGGAAUGCAUGCAAGCAUGGACCCUUCGCUGGUCGCCAGCUUGUCUGCCCAUGGAUCACCAGCUGGCAAUGCAGGAUGUGGCACCGGCAUUACUGGUAACCCGCCCAUAAUUAAAUCAGACUAUGGUCUCACCGCCUUA
This is a messenger RNA of Brenthis ino (lesser marbled fritillary), 1182 nucleotides long. The record is from the annotation of a GenBank genome assembly. NCBI's taxonomy places the organism in Eukaryota, Metazoa, Arthropoda, Insecta, Lepidoptera, Nymphalidae.